Mugil cephalus (flathead mullet) is the source of this 3444-nucleotide messenger RNA. RefSeq names its product acyl-CoA dehydrogenase family member 11-like. Lineage: Eukaryota; Metazoa; Chordata; Actinopteri; Mugiliformes; Mugilidae. Gene Ontology annotation, molecular function: oxidoreductase activity, acting on the CH-CH group of donors. The coding region runs from base 1262 to 3169 and encodes 635 amino acids. The transcript has 15 exons. The record is from RefSeq and is a predicted model, not a curated record.
AAAAACCAAGGCGUUAUAUAUUAGUGUCAUUAGUUUGAGUCUGUGCUCACUGGAGAUUUUUGUCAGCCCAGUGAGAAUCAGAGUUGUAAAAAUGCCCUAAAUCCCCCUUAAUGAAGGUUAGUGUUACAUUUAUUUUGAAGCAGUGACGGAAAGGUGGUAAUUCAACUGCGUGAUCAUUUUAGAGGAUGUAGUUUGUGGACAAACCUUGGUCUCUCAUUUUGUGGAUGACCUGUUUUAACAUUAACUGCUUGAAAUUAUAUAUGUAUAUAUAUCUUUUUUUUUCUUGUUUAUUUUUCAGUGCUCCAGCCACAAUAGUUAAAAAUCAAAUCUUUGAAACCUGUUCAAAUAAAAAUGACCUUGAAAAUGACCAAGAAUACAACAGUGGAAAAGUGCAUGGGGCAAUCUGCUAGUCACUUGACCUGGCUCUUUUACUUGCACCAGGAAAACGUGCUGUGGAAAACUUAAAAAAAAAUUAUACUAGGCCAAAAUGAAGGGUCAUAGUAAUGGUGACUUUGACCUUUUUUUUUCUUUUUUUAAGUCACGUUGUCAAACUAUUUUGUCUUAUCUUCACGGUUCAAUGACAUGUUUUUGGCACGGGGCACCAGACUUCACACAGGCAAAUUGUGGAUUCCUGAUGACGCUAAUGUUUGACAACAGGACAUCGUAUAUUCAUAUCAUUCACCCUGAGCACUGACCCUCCUGAAGAUUGUGGGGCCAGUAGUCUGCCAGCUAUUUAUAAAUGACAGUGUUGCAAAUGGAUACUCCUCAUCAACUGAGACAAAGCUGGUCCACAAUAUCAACAAAACCAGGAAAUAAUUCAGCACGUCCAGACACACACAGACGGAUGAUAGAGAUGGAGGACUUUUUUUGUCUGUUUGUUUUUUUAGAAACUUCUUGUUGUUUACUUUGAUGGGAUUGUCAAUUAUAUGUUUAUUUUGUCAUGACUUGGUGACUUAUAAAGAGUUUUGUAAUUCCUGUUCACAUAUGAAGAGGAAGUAAUGUCAGGAACACAACACAAUCACUAGCUGUGAGGUCAGUGUUUGAACAUGUAGUAAAUAAAAAGAAAAAAGCAAGAUGAAGGAGCGGUUGUAUAACAUUAGAUUGCAUGUAUUCAUUGUGCAAUAUGUGCCAUGAAGCAUUGAUACGAGAAAGUUCAAUGUGCACGUGAACGCAGCGUUUAACAAAAGCGACUUUUAUUUUGAAGGCGAAGACUUGAAGCUGCUGUACAUGUAAACACUGCAACGCUAACUGGUUUCCGGCCAUGUCAUCGUGCUCAGCCCUCCUGAACCGGCGCGUAGCCAGAUCCUGCUGCAGGUUGGGGUGCAGUGUUCCUCGGCCACUCGUCCACAUCAGAUCAUCCAGUGUAGCUGAGCCAGGGCCAAGAAGAUCUGAUGAGGAGCAUUUCUGGGAGGCAGCGGGCUACCUGCCCUUUGCCAGAGCCAGGAUAGGUCCUUUUUUUCAGGAACAGCCGGUGUUGAAGAACACAUUUCUGGAGGAUGCUUUGCUCAGAGGGUACCUGAGCAGACACCUGCCCCAGGAUGUGGUUUUCUCAGACUUGUGUGCAUUUGGAGAGCGUGUGGCCAAAGAAGUGGACGGGUGGGGUCGAGAGUGUGAGGUCACUCCUCCGCGGCUGGUACACUUUGAUCCGUGGGGGCGCAGAGUGGACCACAUCGCGACCUCCCCAGCCUGGAAACGCAUGAAAGACCUGUCAGCACAGGAGGGACUAGUCGCCAUCGGCUACGAGAGAUCACUUGGGGAGUGGAGUCGUGUGUACCAGAUGAGCAAGUUGUACAUUUUCUCUCCCUCGUCUGGUCUGUACACCUGUCCUCUGGCCAUGACUGAUGGAGCUGCAAAAGUCAUUCAGUCCAUGGGUGUCUCGUGGCCAGUGGAAGAAGCCUUUGGUCGUUUGACCACUCGUCAGCCUGAACGUUUCUGGACGUCUGGACAAUGGAUGACAGAGAGACAGGGAGGAUCUGACGUGGCCAGCGGCACCGAGACGGUGGCUGUUCCCCAAACAGACGGCUCAUACAAGCUGCAUGGCUUCAAGUGGUUCACGUCUGCCACGGACGCAGACAUGACUCUCACACUGGCCAGAGUGCAGGACAGGACGGGAGCGACCACACCGGGAAGCAAGGGUUUGUCCCUGUUUUAUGCAGAGGUGAGCCGAGACGAGGACGGCCGACUGAGAGGGAUAGAGGUUCAGAGACUGAAGGACAAGUUGGGAACACGUCAAAUGCCGACUGCUGAGUUACUCCUGGACGGCCUGCCAGCGCACAGGCUCUCGGAGGAAGGCAGAGGUGUGGCCUCCAUAGCUAACAUGCUAACUAUAACCAGAAUCCACAACAGCAUCGCCGCAGCAGCUGCAAUGAGACGGGUGCUCCACUUAGCCCGUGACUACGCCAGUCGCCGUACAGCUUUUGGAAAGCUUCUUAAAGACCAUCCACUGCACAUGCAGACUCUGUCUAGAAUGGAGGUGGAGACUCGUGGAGCUUUUCUCCUCGUGAUGGACGUGUGUCGUCUCUUGGGCCGAGAGGAGAGCGGCAUCGCGACCCAGCUUGACGCGCACCUUCUACGUCUGCUCACGCCCGUGGUCAAACUCUACACUGGGAAGCAGGCGGUGGCUGUGGUGUCGGAGGGUCUGGAAAGCUUUGGUGGACAGGGCUACAUUGAGGAUACUGGGCUGCCCGUGCUACUUCGUGAUGCACAGGUGUUGAGUAUAUGGGAAGGAACAACAAACGUCCUGUCUCUGGAUGUGCUGCGCUGUGUCGCUCGCAGCUCAGGAAUGGUUCUAAAUGCUUAUUUUACCCGUGCCAAGUCUAUUCUUGCUGAUGCCUCAAGUGUCUCCUCACUGGCACCAGCUGUGAAAGCGGUGGACAGCGCUCUUUCUGAACUGGAGGAGUUUGUCCAGGCAGCAGCCACCAGAGCUCCCGGCUACAUGGAACUAGCAGCGAGGGACCUGGCAUACAGCCUGGCUCGCAUCUACGCAGGUGCCCUUCUCAUUGAUCAUGCAUGCUGGGAAGGUGCUUCUCCAUGUGACACCUACGCAGCUCUCAGGUGGUGUGAACAAGAUUUGUGUCCUGUGUCGACUAAGCAGAGGAGAGGCUACUAUGACUCCAGCACUCCACCACUUGACGCUGCGUUGGUCUAUGACCAGCCGAAACAAAGCUGAACCAUCACUGAAUACGUUGAUGGCUUGAUCUCCUAUUGCAAAGCACAUAAAUAACAUAGCAGCACAUAGAGCUACUGGACAUCACAAAUUCUGCUUAUGUGGAUGACGGAAAUCAUGUUAUUGAAAAUAAAAAUGUGGUCCUUAAUAAGCAAAGCAGUGCAACCGGAACUGAGGUUUCUGACGCAAUGUAGUUUUGUCCAUUUGCUAUUUUUGAUAUGUAUAUAAAAUGUCUGCGUUUUGUCUGCAAUAAAUAUGAAACUAUAGAUUAAAAUAAA